Molecule: messenger RNA, 2908 nt
Organism: Centropristis striata (black sea bass)
Lineage: Eukaryota; Metazoa; Chordata; Actinopteri; Perciformes; Serranidae
Gene: arf3a
Product: ADP-ribosylation factor 3a
Exons: 5
Coding region: 84-629 (181 amino acids)
Biological process (GO): intracellular protein transport; vesicle-mediated transport
Cellular component (GO): plasma membrane; cytoplasm
Molecular function (GO): GTP binding; GTPase activity
Source: RefSeq, a predicted model, not a curated record
UCCUGCUCUGCCUGAAUCCAGCUGGUAGCCUGCCUGCCGUUGACGGUUCUAUUGCAGUUGAGGUAAGAGAGCCGCUGGUCAUCAUGGGGAACAUCUUUGGCAACCUGUUGAAGAGCCUGAUAGGCAAAAAGGAGAUGCGGAUUCUCAUGGUCGGGCUGGACGCUGCUGGGAAAACCACCAUCCUCUACAAGCUGAAGCUGGGGGAGAUCGUUACCACCAUUCCCACAAUCGGUUUCAAUGUCGAGACAGUCGAGUACAAGAACAUCAGCUUCACCGUGUGGGACGUGGGUGGCCAGGACAAGAUCCGUCCCCUGUGGAGGCACUACUUCCAGAACACCCAGGGUUUGAUCUUCGUGGUGGACAGCAAUGACCGUGAGCGGGUGAACGAAGCUCGGGAGGAGCUGAUGAGGAUGCUGGCUGAGGACGAGCUGCGGGAUGCUGUUCUCCUCGUCUUUGCCAACAAACAGGACUUGCCCAAUGCCAUGAAUGCUGCAGAGAUCACAGACAAGCUGGGCCUGCACUCCCUACGCCACCGCAACUGGUACAUUCAGGCCACCUGUGCCACCAGUGGAGACGGUCUCUAUGAGGGCCUGGACUGGCUGGCCAAUCAGCUGAAGAACAAAAAGUGAAGGGUCUGGUCAGUAGAGUGGGGAAGAGCCUGGGUGCCAGCUCCAGGUAGUGGUUAUAGAGGAUCCAUUGUGUUUACAUGGAAAGGCAGUGCUGAAAAGCUCCCAGGGGGUGACUCUCAAUGGCUUUCUCCCCCCAAACAUAUACUUUAAUUUCCUUAUUUUGAUAAAUUUGUUUAGUUUGGAUCUGCGGUGAGCAUUUUUAAAUAUUUACAAACCAACGGUGUUGACCUAAAUGACUUACACGCUGAAUACAUAAAUAUCGGGAUGUAAUAAUAUAAUGUUACUGUAAAGGCAUAUGUAUUUCCCCUACUUUGCAGUCUCUUUGACCUCAUCACCUUUUCAUUUGUUGAAAAUAUGAUGACGUAGACUCAUAAUGGCAGAACAACCUUCAAAUACUUUAAACUUAAUGUAAAUUAUAAAGAAUGUCAUAAUACUAUAGUGGGAGUACAACUACUAUCUCAGAAUAAUAUCACAUUGUUUAAAAACAAUAUACUCAUAAUGGCUCAGAUAGAUGUAAAGUUGUAAUUUUCCGUCCAUACUUAUGUUUUACCACCAAAUGAUGUGCUUCAGAGCUCAAUUUGUGCUAAAAUAUUAGGUUAUUUUAAAUUUAAUGCAAAUGUAUUUAUUGAUUUAAUGCAUUUAUAUUGUAGUUUGGAUUUUAUUUAUUUUUUCAUGAUUUCCUGAUGACACACUGGACAGUCUUAGACAAUUUAUACUUUUGUCAACAUGUAUUUAUUUAUUUAUUUAUUUAUUUAUUCAUUCGUUUACUGUUUUUGUUUUCUAAGUGCUUCAUAUGGUUUCUCUCCCUUUAUUGCAAUGUGCAUUUACUACUGAGGCAGCUGGUGAUAAAAGAAGGUAUCACUGUAUAUUAUUGCUUCCCAAUCUGCAUGGAGAUGGAGAAGAUCCCAGUACUGGCUCGUGGGCUUGUUAGAGCUGUGAACUACUGCAGGCCGCUGCUGUAAAUAAAGAUUUGUUCCUAGUUGACUUGCCUGGCUCAGUAAGGGUUAAAACAAUUUGUCUGGCGUCAGCGAGGUGUGAUAGCUGAACUGAUACAAAUGACAGAACAGGCACACUGUACCAGCUCUGUGGCUUAUGAAGAAAAAAAUGCUGCUAUUGGCCUGUAGAGAGAGAUGCAGCAGAGCAUGUGAUUGGCAAUAUCAGAGCGCUUAUAUGGUUUCUGAAUGUUUAUUUUUUAAGUCAGUUUGUGCGAGCAGCUGCAUUAUAUCCGUAAGAAGAACUCACAUUGCUUGUCAUCCUGAUUUAUUCAUCCCCAAUUGGCGUGACAUUAUGUGUGUUUCUUGUGUUUAACUGUAUCUAUGUAUUCUGUUGCACAAAAUAACUCUAAAUGCAUUAUUGUUGUACAAACUGUAACGUCUGUUUUAUUUUUUCCUGUAUUUUUGAAUGGAGUAUUUAUUUAUUUUGGAACAAAAAAGCAAGUGUUGAUUUUAGUGUCGUUUUUCUUAAGUUGCUAACUAGAUCCAGACAGUCGUCUUUUUAAAGUGUAAACACAAAACCACAUAAUUUGAAAAAAAUUGGAGAGAGGAUGAUAGUAAUACUGCAUCAUAAGGCAUGUUAAUACUGUACAAGAUCUGUAAUAAAAGUGAAUUAUAAUAGCCUGUUUCCUCAGACUAUAUUUGUUAGUCUAAAUUACUGCUGCUGGUUGGAACAAUGCUGUACUGAUAAAUGUUAUGGAUUUAGUGUAAAGUUUACUGAACAACCUAAUAUGCAAAAGCAUGCUUUUCUAUGUCAGCGCAACUGUAUAUAUGUUUAUGUAACAAGAAGAGUAUACCAUGGUAUUCGCAGUCCAAUUGAAAGUGUUGUUGAUACACCUGUAGAUAUUGGGGUCAGUGUGUUGGCAGAUGUGUAUAACUGACAGCAGCUUGUGUGUGUGACGUGCCCUCUAUUACGUUCAGUUUAGUGUGAAAAUUGUUUUUGUGGCCUUAUAUUGCCGGUGGUUAAUUUCUCUUUGAUAACAGGUUUGUAUGUAGGAAUGUCCAGCAUUCGAGUAUCUCACCUAUGAUCUGUAACACUGAUGCACUCACUUGUGGCGAAAAAACCCCAAUGUCCUUAACGAAUAUUGGCAGAUUUUAACUUGAAAAAUGUAGAAAAGCCAAGACAUUCCAACUGAUACUCAAAAAAGGAACAAACUGAAAAUGGAUUUAUGUAAUUUAGUGGAAUAUUAUCAAGAGGAGGGACAGCACAAACUGGUGCAAAAGUGUUGAACGAUUUAAUGAUUCCUGGCACUACGUCGAUCAAUCAAUAAAAAGACCAAAACACAA